Amyelois transitella is the source of this 3650-nucleotide messenger RNA. Its product is annotated as glutamate receptor ionotropic, kainate 2-like. Bases 13 to 2808 code for a protein of 931 amino acids. Gene Ontology annotation, molecular function: transmitter-gated monoatomic ion channel activity involved in regulation of postsynaptic membrane potential; glutamate-gated receptor activity. The record is from RefSeq and is a predicted model, not a curated record. The transcript is spliced from 18 exons. Gene Ontology annotation, biological process: modulation of chemical synaptic transmission; synaptic transmission, glutamatergic; monoatomic ion transport. Lineage: Eukaryota; Metazoa; Arthropoda; Insecta; Lepidoptera; Pyralidae. Gene Ontology annotation, cellular component: plasma membrane; postsynaptic membrane.
UCCGCGCGCGAAAUGUCUGCGCCCGCGCAUCUCCUCCUGCUGAUAUGCGUCGCGUGCGCAGCAGGACAAACAGAAAUAUUUAUUGGUGUAACGGAGCCGGACCCGCUGCGCGGGCAGCAGCUGGCGGCGGCGGUGGCGGCGGCGCUGGGCGGCCGCGCCCCGGGCGCCCCUCCCGCGCCCCCCGUUGAGCCCGAUGAGCCAUUAGCCGUGCCCGCGCAUAUUUGUUCACAGGCGCGCGCAGGAGCAAUGGGCGUGGCCCUGGGCGGGGGCGCGCUGGCGGCGGCGCUGGGCUCCGAGGCCGGCGCGCGCGCAGGCUUGCCGCUCCUGCUGCUGGACGACGGGCACAACACUAACGGAGACGCGCUCGCUAUGCACCCACACCCAACUGUACUCGCACAGGUGUGCUCGGAGCUGUGCGAGGCGAAGGGCUGGCGCCGCGCCGUGUUCCUGUACGAGGGCAGCGCGGCGGGCGCGGCCCUGAUCGCGCCCGACAGCGCCGCGCUCGAGCUGCUCCCGCGCAUGCUGCCGCCGCCGCGCGACGAGGCGCUGCUCAGGAACCUACUUCUCUUGCUGAAGAAAUCGGGCGCGAUGAACUUCAUCGUGUGGUGCUCCGCGGCGUGCUGCGCGCGCGUGCUGGACGCGGCGCAGCGCGUGGGCCUGCUCGCGGACACGCACUCCUACAUCCUGCUCACCCUGGACUUGCACACCCAGGCCUUGGAACCCUACAGCCACGGAGGAGCGAAUAUUACCACAUUCCAGCUUUUCGAUCCCGAGUCAGAAGGCAUGAGGUCAAUGCUCAGCAAAUGGAAGGCGGCUUACCUGUCCCGGCUGUCAGGCGCCGCCGACGUGUCCGCGGAGGUGUCGCGGGUGCUGCGCGCGCCGCCCACGGCGCUCGUGCUGGCGUACGACGGCGCCGUGCUGCUCGGCGCCGCGCUCGACCGCCUGGCGCUGGGCCCGGCGCCCCCGGGCGACUGCGAACGCGGGCGGGGCUCUUUUCAUGCGGGGUCGCUGAUUAAUUAUAUAAGAUCGGAGGAAUGGAACGCGUCGCUGUGCGUGAGCGGCGGCGGCGCGUCGUGGGAGGCGGACGGCGGGCGGCGCUCCGUGCGGCUGGGCGUGGCGGAGCUGGCGCGCGGCGGCGGGCUGCGGCGCGCGGGCGAGUGGGCGCCGCGCGCCGGCGUGGCGUGGCGGCGCCGCGCCCGGCCCGCGCCCGACCGCCCCGCCGACUCCAUGGAGAAUAGGACCUUCACGGUUUUGAUUGCUCUCAAUUCUCCGUACGUGAUGGUGAAGGAGUCUACCGAGAGAUUAUCCGGAAACGAGCGCUACGAAGGGUACUGCAUCGAGCUGAUCGAGCGGCUGGCCGAGCACCUGCACUUCAACUACACGUUCGAGGAGCAGGCGGACGGCCAGUACGGCAAGUACGACGAGGGCGCCCAGCGGUGGGACGGCAUGACGGGCAGGCUCAUCAACGAACCGGAUAUCGACUUCGCGAUCACAGACCUGACGAUCACGGCGCAGCGGGAGACGGUGGUAGACUUCACCACGCCCUUCAUGAACCUGGGCAUCACGAUCCUGUUCCGCAAGGCCGAGGAGCCGGAGCCGGAGCUGUUCGCCUUCCUGCUGCCGUUCUCCAACUCGGUUUGGCUCUGCCUAGGUUUCGCCUACUUGGGCACCUCGCUGCUGCUAUAUGUGGUGGGGCGCCUCUGCCCCGAGGAGUGGCAGAACCCCUACCCUUGCCAUGAUGAAGUAGAAGCGCUGGAGAACCAGUUCACGCUGGCCAACGCCUUGUGGUUCAACCUGGGCGCUGUGCUACUGCAAGGCUCCGAAAUAGCUCCCGUAGCGUACGGCACCCGCGCCGUGGCGAGCUGCUGGUGGCUGUUCGCGCUGAUCAUCACCAGCUCGUACACCGCCAACCUGGCCACGCUGCUGGCCAUGAAGUCCUCCAGCGAGCUCAUCCACAACGUGCAGGAGCUGGCCGACAACGACCUGGGCAUCACGUACGGAGCCAAGGAAGGCGGCUCUACAUAUACGUUUUUUCAGCACUCUCAGAACGAGCUUUACAAGAAGAUGUUCGAACACAUGAGCAAACACAAAAUGCCGCAGUCCAAUAACGAGGGAAUCAACAAGGUGCUGAACGAGUCGUACGCGUUCCUGGCGGAGUCCACCACCAUCGAGUACACGGUGGAGCGGAACUGUAACGUCACCAUGGUUGGAAACCUGUUGGACAGCAAGGGUUAUGGUCUCGCUAUGAAGAAGAAUUCCCCGUACCGCCAGGAAUUGAACCUGGCGCUGCUGCGGUUCCAGGAGGCGGGCAUCCUGCGCGAGAUGAAGCACAAGUGGUGGAAGGAGAUGCACGGCGGCGGCGCCUGCGAUGUAGCAGAACAGCACGCGAACGAGGAGCUUCGAAUGCGGAAUUUCCUUGGUCUGUUCUUGGUGUUGGUGGUGGGGUGCGCGCUGGGCAUCCUGGUGUCGUGCGUGGACCUGGCGUGGGCGGCCGCCAAGAGCACCCGCGCGCCCGGGGCCUCCUUCCUGCAGCGAUACUGGACCGAGCUCAGAUUCGUCUUCCGAUUUGAUCUGUCUGAGAAACCACUGCAGGGCCCGCUGCUAAGCGAGUCCAGCGGCUCGCCUGCGCCGGAGUCGCAGCAGGGCGAGGAGUCGCCCGAGGACGAGCGGCUGCGGGCGAUGUCGCUGCCGUCGGCGGCGGGCGCGGCCAGCCCGCGGCGCCGGCGCUCCUCCAUGCACGCCGCCAGCGUGCGCCUCGCGCGCCACGCCGCGCAGCGCUCGCACACGCCUACGCCGUCGCAACGAUAGCUGUACUCUGCUACAGGCCGCGCGGAAACACUAUCUUAAUGUUACAAUCUAUCCCGCGGGAAGUCCGGGAUAAAAAGCCUAUGUUUUAUUCUCUUUAGGUACCUACAUAACAAAUUUCAUCAUAAUCGAUUCAGUAGUAUUUGCGUAAAAGAGUAACAAACGUCCAUACAUACGUACACACUCACAAACUUUCGCAUUUAUAACAUUAGUAGUAUUUGUUUGGAUAUUUAAAUAAAGAAAAUCCAGGUAACUACGUAUUUUUAUUGAAAAUAACAUAAAACAAAAUAAAAUAAUAGUCAUAAUGAAUUCCAUUUCCUGUAAGUCAUAUUGUUUUUAAAGUGUUACUUACUUUUAUUUAAUACCUAAGCAAAUGGACUUCAUAUCUUAAAUCGGGAUCGGAGUUGCGAUCAGAAAUGAGUCUCAGAUAAAUAUCGCUACGAGGAAAACCUGCGAGCUACUAAAGUCUACAAGCUACGAAGUUCUACGAGCUACGAAAAGUUCUCCAAACUACGAAGAUCCAUGAAUAUACUGGCGCGUAACUGGUCGCCUUAAGUUAUGUGAAUUUAAGUAUCGUUUAAAAUUAAAUAGCAUUUUUUGUUAUUGUUACGAGUAUGAAAGGGUGACUUUCAUAAUUUUUCAAAUUGGAAAAACAAAUCAAAAUGUUGUUUGAAUAAGCAAGCGAAGCUCCUACACUGUUGAAAUAGACUGUUAUAUAACUUAUAAUAAUUAUAUUUAUUUUAGUUUUAUUUGACAAGCGUAGAAUUAUUAAUUAUUAAUAAGUACCUGUAUAAUAAUGUGUGCUGUGGAGUACUAAUCUAGACUUUUAGAUAAUAAAAAUACUA